Galeopterus variegatus (Sunda flying lemur) is the source of this 735-nucleotide messenger RNA. RefSeq names its product serine-rich single-pass membrane protein 1 (gene SSMEM1). The record is from RefSeq and is a predicted model, not a curated record. Bases 1 to 735 code for a protein of 244 amino acids. Lineage: Eukaryota; Metazoa; Chordata; Mammalia; Dermoptera; Cynocephalidae. The transcript is spliced from 3 exons.
AUGGGAGACCUUUUUUCCUUAUUCUGGGAGGUGGAUCCUCCCCCCAUACCUUUAAGUUUUACCAUUCCGAAUCAGGAUUAUGAAUGUUGCAAGGAUGACUCUUGUGGGACAAUAGGGAGCUUCCUGCUUUGGUAUUUUAUCAUCAUAUUGGUCCUGAUGAUCUUCUCUCGGACUUCUGUCCUGAUGUCUAAGAAUAAAAAGGAUGAAGACAGUGGGGCAAGUGCUUCAGUAAGUAAAGCAAGCAAAGAUACUUCCUAUAAAUGGCAAAGCAAUGAUGAUGCCUGGGACUCUUCACAAAUGAUGAAGAAACCAAAGCAGAGCCAACUUACCCCUGUAACAGACUCAGAAGUGGCUUUGGUCAAUGCCUGUCUGGAACAAAGACGAUCUAGGUGUCAUUCUCAAUUGAACCAGGUGAAUCGGAUACAACACGACAGUGAUACUACUGAGUGUGACAGUGAAGAAUCUAACUCGGGAGCCUCCUCAUGGAAGGAGAGUGAAAGUGAACACCACCCAUUAUCAGCAAGUAUUAAGAGGAGAAAAACAGAUCAGAGGCAAAGGAAUCUGGGAAAUCAUCAUGUCAGGGAAAGGCCCUGCCUCCGCUGCAAAGCCAUGAGAACCAAUGAAUGGUUGGCACGCCAUUUCCUACAGAACAUUUCAGUAACAACCCUAACGAAGGGAGAUACUCAAGAGGAAAAUUCCAUACCUGACAUUAACACAAAAUUCAGUACAUUUUGA